This is a messenger RNA of Puccinia graminis f. sp. tritici CRL 75-36-700-3, 1658 nucleotides long. RefSeq lists its product as uncharacterized. Gene Ontology annotation, cellular component: membrane. Bases 241 to 1437 code for a protein of 398 amino acids. The record is from RefSeq and is a predicted model, not a curated record. Gene Ontology annotation, biological process: fluoride transmembrane transport. Lineage: Eukaryota; Fungi; Basidiomycota; Pucciniomycetes; Pucciniales; Pucciniaceae. The transcript is spliced from 3 exons. Gene Ontology annotation, molecular function: fluoride transmembrane transporter activity.
GGCCGGCAACGACUCAACAGACAGGGGAUGUCAGUAACUACCGCUCCGUUCGAGAAGCUCACAACAGAUUUUCGUCGUGGUGUUCGCAGGCAGGUGGUAAGCUUGGUGGCCGAACGAACCUAAAUCUGGUCUGCUGCUCGUUGCCUGCGCUACCCGAGGUUCUUGAUCUACCGAAGUGUGUCAGUCAGUCGGCCGCCAAUUGUUUCCACGCAUUCUUAAAUCUCUCGGAUCGGUCUUUACAUGCGUCCGUCUGCAGCACCAGGAGACGGUGGGGCUAUCAACUGGACCGCUGACCGGCUCGCGACACCCGAAACUGUGGCUGGUCCAUCAACCGAACCGUCGGAUCAAGCAAAGGACAUUCCAGUCGCGUUCGAUCCUCCUCAACGCGAUAGCGCUUCCGACCACCUCAAACCUUCUCAAGCCAAUCAUACCUCUCAACAUUCAUGGUCUAUCCAAGCACAAACUCACUCUAUACUCAUCUUCUCGGCAAUUUGGGGUCUCCUGACCAGACUCGGAAUCACCGCGAUUGGGAAUUUCAGCGGUCAAAACGUCUUCAGUUUGUUAUUGGUUCAAGUUGUAGGCUGUCUGAUAAUGGGAACUUCGGUAUCGCUUCAAACUAGAUUAGGAAAAAUUCAUUCAUUGCUAUACUUCGGGAUCACCACAGGUUUCUGUGGCUCAGUAACAACGUUUAGCAGCUGGAUGCUACAAGUUUUUCAGGCCUUCAGCAACACUUCUAAGUUUUCGCGUGGCAGGUUCAGUGAUUUCUUAGAUGGGCUUAAUCUAACAUACGUGACCAUUGCACUAUGUCUCUUCUCCCUGCAAACUGGACUAUUUCUCGGGAAUGUGGUUGAAAAUAUCAUCGCCUCAAGGACACGUGCAACUAAUCUCAAUACCUCCACAUGCUCAUCAAGACGCGAUACCUUCGCCCACCGGAAAAUACCCACGAUUCUCAUCAUCUUGACUGGUCCCUUGACCUGGUUAGGAUCAGUUUUCCUUUUCAUUUGGGGGCCAAAUGGGUGGCGGGGACCCGUAACAUACAGUAUGAUCAUCGCUCCGACAGGGACAGUAAUGCGAUACUACCUCGCCAAAUUCAAUACCCGACGACUCUCGAUUGACAAAGGCUUUCCAACGGGGACUUACCUGGCCAAUGUGAUUGCUACAGCUCUGCUGGCCCUAUUCUCCGCUUUACAAUACACCUCUGCUGCCCGAAAUGACCGAGAAUACUGCGCUGGCUUGCAAGGAUUAAGAGAUGGCUUUUGUGGAUGUCUGAGUACCAUCAGUACUUUCUUUUUGGAACUGCACCGUGCCGGUCCAAGUUAUAAAAAUUUUCGUUACGGUCUCACUAGUUGGCUUUCAGGUCAAUUCCUUUAUCUCAUGAUCUUUGGGAUCUAUUUUUGGACUCGUGACCCCCAAGAACGUUGUGCUUUCUCGACAUGACCUCAAUUCGAUUAGAUCGGUAUCCAAGCGAACUGCAAAUUUACUCCAUUUUAGAUAAUAAUCUUAUGUGAUUUUUUCCUCCCAUGUAGAUUUCUCUUCCUUCCUUCAAGAAUAUUUGUUUUUUCGAGAUGGUAAACCCCAUCUUUUGAAAUCAGAACGAGUCAUAUAAGUAAGAGCAAAUGUUAUAUACUUUCGGUUUUGCAACGUGAACCAUAAUCCAU